Molecule: messenger RNA, 3641 nt
Organism: Morone saxatilis (striped sea-bass)
Lineage: Eukaryota; Metazoa; Chordata; Actinopteri; Moronidae
Gene: dcun1d2b
Product: DCN1, defective in cullin neddylation 1, domain containing 2b
Exons: 7
Coding region: 284-1114 (276 amino acids)
Biological process (GO): protein neddylation; positive regulation of ubiquitin-protein transferase activity
Cellular component (GO): ubiquitin ligase complex
Molecular function (GO): ubiquitin-like protein binding; ubiquitin conjugating enzyme binding; cullin family protein binding
Source: RefSeq, a predicted model, not a curated record
CAAUUCUUUAGCGCCGUUAAAACAAGUCCAAAACCCGGUACCGGCCGUCAUUGACGUUCAGGGGACACACCGAUAUGUGGGAUCGGGGUGUCCUCAACCCAAGUGUCGCAUUGUCAGGGUGAUGUGUGUCGGGAAUAUGAGGGAAAUGGAAGGUCAGUUGUUGGUAUUUUGAGAUCGGACACCCGCACUUGCGGCACGUACCUUUCCCUUUUUGGUAACUCGCCUAUGCUGCUGCCCCGGGUCAGGAGAGCGCCUGCAGGAUCAAACGUCCCCUCCCUAGGAAAUGUGGGUCGCCAAACACUGGCCUGUCACCGUGAAUUUGCUGUUUGAUCAUCGGCACAAGUUGAAGUCAUCGCAGAAGGACAAGGUUCGGCAGUUCAUGUCCUUCACGCAGGCCGGGGAGAGGACAGCCGUGUACUGCCUGACGCAGAAUGACUGGAAACUAGAAGUUGCCACAGACAACUACUUCCAGAAUCCAGACCUGUACUACAAAGAAUCCAUGAAAACCUCAGUGGACCGCAAGAAGCUGGAACAGCUCUACAGCAGAUACAAAGAUCCCCAGGAUGAGAAUAAGAUUGGCAUUGAUGGGAUCCAGCAGUUCUGCGAUGACCUGACCCUGGACCCAGCUAGCAUGAGCAUACUUGUGGUGGCGUGGAAGUUCAGGGCAGCCACGCAGUGCGAGUUCAGCAGGAAAGAGUUCCUGGAUGGCAUGGCCGAGCUAGGCUGUGACAGUCCUGAAAAACUCAAGGCAAUCCUUCCCAGGCUAGAGCAGGAGCUGAAAGACACAGGGAAGUUCAAGGACUUCUACCAGUUUACCUUCAAUUUUGCCAAGAACCCCGGACAGAAAGGUUUAGAUCUAGAGAUGGCUGUUGCUUACUGGAAUCUAGUUCUCACAGGUCGCUUCAAGUUUUUGGACCUGUGGAACCGCUUCCUGCUGGAGCAUCACAAGCGCUCAAUUCCCAAGGACACAUGGAACCUCCUUCUGGACUUUGGCAAUAUGAUUGCAGACGACAUGUCAAACUAUGAUGAGGAAGGGGCGUGGCCUGUCCUUAUAGAUGACUUUGUGGAGUUUGCUCGCCCGAUUGUGACGGGGAAUAAGCGCAACAUGACAUAGUGUUUGUCCCGGCGUCAAGCAGCGGAUGUAGUUUGUGUUUCUCCCAAAUUUUCUUUUUUUGAAUGAGGAUUUUUAUACAAAUGAGCCAAAAAGAGACUACUUCUCAAUAAGCCUGUCUGCAGCUUGUCGUCAAGAUAACUUGAAUGCAUAACUGCAUAAAGAUGCCUUGGCUGGCUGGGGAGUGACGUGGAACACCAGAUCAAAGAGAAAAGCAGGAGGGGGAAUCAACAGGACAGACAGUCCUUGUAAUUGCAAUAUGGAAAUGAUGGGUACCCUAAAACUCGUCACUCAUGGGCAAAUCACCAGUGGGCGUGGCUUUGAACUGCUGCUGUAGACUUGGCUCACUAACCUGCACCCUUUGGCACAAUGAGGAGGGACGGUAACGGUGAACCUUCAGCACACAGAGGAUUAAGUUAUGCAGUAGGAUGUGGCCUCUUACGUUGUCAAUUGUGAAUGGAACAGUCUGUUAAAAUCUGCAUGUUUUUUGUCAGCUAGUGUGACAGUGCCAAGGAUGUUUUAGGAGGAAAAAAAGUAAUCCACAUUAUUUUCACUGAGAUUUGCGAAUGUGUAGCUCUCUAACAAUCACAGUGAGAGCAGAGAGAAAGUGUGGCUUGGUCAUUAUUGUGUGUGUGUGUGGGUGCGGAUGAGUGUGUGUGUUUUGUGGGGGUUUAAACAUAUUGCCUCUUUUACAAUACAAUGCUAAAUAUUUUCAUUUGGUUUUAUUAUUAUUAGAAGUUAAGAAAUUAUGAUUCACCUUAACUGAGCGACAGUGAGAAAAGUUCGGAUCCACAUUUUGUAUUCACACUGAGAAUUGGACAGAGCAGCAUGCUUUUUUUUGUGCUCAGCACCAGCAGAAUCACUGUUGUUACAGUUGUAAAAUACUGUACCUAUAGGAAUAAGAAUAGAUUCAGUUUUAGAAGAAAGAAAGAAAAAUGUAUAUCUGAGAAAACAGGUAAUGGCAUUUAUAAUCGUGACUAGUACAAAAGAAGCAUUUAGGAUCAUUUUUAAGGAUGCUACUGCGUUACGCAUUUGGUUGACUUUAGUUUUGCGGUGUGUAAACUGCUGUACACAAAGAGAAACUGACUGGCAUGUGGACUGUUUUCUAUUAACCAGGUGACGAUGAUUUGCCAACUCCACAAACUGCACUGAUUUACCACUUUUUCUGUUGUAGGGUUUCUUUAUCAGGCAGUGCUGCAUACAGCUACUGAGUUUACAUGAAGUUCACUUGCAUACCAGACUUUUUUUAAAAUGAACGUCUACAUCCCAGCCAGGAGUCUUUUUAUUGUCCGUUUACACUGUUUGAGGUUUUAGUCCGUUGCUUUUUAUGGAGUAGCAACUGCAGGGCAAGAUUGGUAUGUAAAGUACCAUAGAACUAUCACAGCGAAAAGUGAGAGGCACUGCUUGCGCUGCCAUCUAGGGGUAGCUGUGCAGCAUUUCUCAAUGUUCCUUCAUCCAAUGUUACAUCACAGCUGGAUGUGGUCACAAGUAUAUGAAAACUGAGCAAACCCAGCUGUAAGGAUCAGUUUGUUCAGAACACUUGAGCCUUUUAACCCAUGGGGGGGGGGGUGAAUGCAGCAGUGCUUUUACUGUUACUCAUAUAUGUAAUUAUAAACACUAAAUAACUCUAUUUGCUAAAUGCAGCCCCUUUUUCUGCUAAAGAGUGACAGAAGGUAGAGCUCAGGUACCAGUCGUCCUCUCCCAGUCACAGUGAGCAGCAGGUGGCUUCCUGUACUUAUGUCAGUAUUUGCCAUGCUUUCUGUUCUAAACGGCAAAAGCAUAAUGCUGUCUGGUUCUGCCAAUUGUCACUAUGAUAAAGCCUUUGCCAUGUGUUGAAAUAAGGCUGGAUUAUUUCCCCCCGCAUCAAACUUCUCUGUCCUGUCACCAUCUAACUACAGGGAAAUAAUUGCCUUUUCCUUAAGUUGACAAACUUGUGUUUAAGUUCUCAUAUUUAUGUAAACAGAAAGUCAGUCAUAAACUGUGGUGCCGUGCAGGAAGUUUACUUUAAGAGGCAGAUAAGGAAGGGAAAGUUACUACGAUUUCAGUCCCAGAUUGAAAUGCAGAUGAGUGGCAAAUAAAACGAGCUUCAUUGUGACUGUUAAACAGUCACUGUAGGAGCUGUUACAUGUGUCAUGUUGUUCAUCUACGUAAAUAAGCAAGUUAGACGUGUGUUGGUGCAAUGAAAUAUCCCAUAUAAAGUGUUUCUGACUGUUGCAACAGCGAGAUGCCAUGAAAGCUUUUCCCAGUUGAUCGUUGUCGAUCUGACAUCGUCUGUCCGGAGAAAGAAAAUGUGACAUCUCUUCAGUAUUUAGUUUGAUAAUAUGGUACAUUUGGUACGUUUUUAUUUGUCAAAUGAGUGGUCAACUGUUUCUAGUCAUGCAGAUCAUUCUUAUCAAAACAGUAUUAUUUUAGCCGGCAAUAAAAAACAGGUAUUUACAGAAUAUUAUGUUUUGUCACAGAAGCAUACCAGACAUUGUUUUCUUUAAGAAAGUUGUCAAUAAAGCAUGUUGUUUUUAACUGUCUCGUAAAA